This is a messenger RNA of Lolium perenne, 580 nucleotides long. RefSeq lists its product as uncharacterized. Lineage: Eukaryota; Viridiplantae; Streptophyta; Magnoliopsida; Poales; Poaceae. The record is from RefSeq and is a predicted model, not a curated record. Gene Ontology annotation, molecular function: chitin binding.
CCUAAGCAUAAGCUUCUACUGCACCUAUCUGCUGCAUAUCUUUCCUUUUCGCCUCGGCAUCGCAUCUGCAAUGGCCAACCACGCAGCCGCCGCUCUCCUGAUCGCGUCACUUCUCGUGGCGGUGACCCUCGCCGACGCCAGGAUCACCUUGCAGGUGCAGGGCGGCAACAUGAUGGAAGGUAACGCGGUGAGGACGUUCGUGAAGUCGGUGCCGGCGCUGACGUGCAACAAGGUGCUCGGGUUCCAGGAAGGCGACACCUGCUUCGACAUCGCACAGGGCUCCGGCUUGACCCAGGACCAGUUCCUCAGCUUCAACCCAAACAUCAACUGCGCCAAGGUCUUCAUCGGGCAGUGGGUCUGCCUCGACGCUUCCUCUGCCUAACCAUACAGGAUGCACCUAGGCAGCCUGACCUGCCUGCAUCGAUCGUUGCUGAAUACGGCUAUAAAUAAGGAGGCGAUCUCUUUCAUUAUGCCUCCGCUAUAUAUUUGUAAUUCCCUCGCCAAAAGAGGUGCUGUCUGGAGUAGUCCGAUCCGAUCGAGUCUGUCUUUUACCUUUAGCUGGAAAGUUGUUUCAGUUAGU